AUGGCUGACCUGAGCUUCAUCGAAGAUUCCGUCGCCUUCCCGGAGAAGGAGGAGGAUGAAGAGGAGGAGGAGGAGGGUGUGGAGUGGGGCUACGAAGAAGGUGUUGAAUGGGGGUUGGUGUUUCCUGAUGCUAAUGGGGAAUACCAGUCUCCCAUAAACCUGAAUUCACGGGAAGCCAGAUAUGACCCCUCACUGCUGGAUGUCCGCCUCUCGCCGAAUUAUGUGGUCUGCCGGGACUGUGAGGUCACCAAUGACGGACAUACCAUUCAGGUUAUCCUGAAGUCAAAAUCAGUUCUGUCGGGAGGUCCAUUGCCUCAAGGGCACGAAUUCGAACUGUAUGAGGUCCGAUUUCAUUGGGGAAGAGAAAACCAGCGUGGUUCUGAGCACACAGUUAAUUUCAAAGCUUUUCCCAUGGAGCUGCAUCUGAUCCACUGGAACUCCACCCUGUUUGGCAGUAUUGAUGAGGCUGUGGGGAAGCCACAUGGAAUCGCCAUCAUUGCUUUGUUUGUUCAGAUAGGAAAAGAACAUGUGGGCCUAAAGGCUGUGACUGAAAUCCUCCAGGAUAUUCAGUAUAAGGGGAAGUCCAAAAUAAUACCCUGCUUUAAUCCUAACACUUUAUUACCAGAUCCUCUGCUGCGUGACUAUUGGGUGUAUGAAGGCUCGCUCACUAUUCCACCUUGCAGUGAGGGUGUCACCUGGAUAUUAUUCCGAUACCCUUUAACUAUAUCCCAGCUACAGAUUGAAGAAUUCCGAAGGCUGAGGACACAUGUGAAGGGGGCAGAACUCGUGGAAGGCUGUGAUGGGAUUUUGGGAGACAAUUUUAGACCCACGCAGCCACUUAGUGACAGAGUCAUCAGAGCUGCAUUUCAGUAGCCAGAGGGAACAGGAACAAGCCAGGCUUCCUCCGGAGGAAGACAAUGGUGGUAUAGUGCCCUAGGAUGAGAAUGGAAACGUCUGAGCUGCAGCUUUGGUUUUUCCUGAAAGCCUGCAUUGUUUGUCUUCAGCUAAUCCAGCUUUGAUGGACAUCUCUGGCAGUUGCCUGUACACAUGCUCUAAUGAAAUAUUAGGAAUGGCUGUACAUUGAAAAGAAGCCCCGUAUUAUAUAUC
Eptesicus fuscus (big brown bat) is the source of this 1107-nucleotide messenger RNA. RefSeq names its product carbonic anhydrase 8 (gene CA8). The transcript has 9 exons. The record is from RefSeq and is a predicted model, not a curated record. Bases 1 to 873 code for a protein of 290 amino acids. Lineage: Eukaryota; Metazoa; Chordata; Mammalia; Chiroptera; Vespertilionidae. Gene Ontology annotation, molecular function: carbonate dehydratase activity; zinc ion binding.